AUGAAUCCCCUGUGGUAUGGAAUGACAUGCCCCAUUCCUACUACAGGCAAUUUCGCCAAUGGCACUUGCACCCAGGGAGGAUACUCAGAAUACGCAGUGAAAGUUAGCAGCGUUGCGCAGAUUCAGCUGGCUGUCAACUUUGCUCGUACCCUGAACCUUCGCUUGGUUGUGCGCAACACUGGACACGAUUACAACGGUCGCUCGGUUGGCAAGGGGGCGCUCAGCAUCUGGACUCAUGGCCUCAAGGAGAUCAAGUAUGUCAAAGACUACAAAAGCUCCACGUACAACGGACCAGUCUUCAAAGUCGGCGCGGGCGUUCAAGGCUUCGAGCUCUAUGAGGCUGCCGAUAAGUAUGGUGUCUCCGCCAUCGCCGGUAUCUGUCCGACCGUCGGUGUAUUUGGUGGCUACUCCACGGGCGGUGGCCAUAGUCCCCUGAUGCAGUUGUUUGGUGUCGGCUCAGAUCAGAUCGUCGCUCUCGAAGUUGUCCUUGCCAGCGGCCGCUUCGUUACCGUUACUCCGGAGAUCAACGGUGAUCUGUAUUGGGCUAUGCUUGGCGGCGGUGGCGGUACCUACGGCGUGAUCACCUCCGCUGUAGUGAAGGUCCACCGCAAGGUUCCAGUCACUCAGUCCUCCUGGACCAUCAUGACAUCCGAGACUGUUACUGCCGAGAAGUUCUGGGAGGCGUUUAGGUUCUUCUUCGACAACAUGCCCGCCUACAACCGCGCGAAAACAUACUCUUACUUCUCGCUCAUGAAGCUCGCACCAGGCACGUAUAUGUGGUCGAUGGGUCCUUUCUUUGCCACGGACAAGACUGUCGAGGAGUACGAGGCUCUCAUCAAGCCCUUUUACGAAAAGUGCGCCUCACUUGGUAUUGAGCUCAAUCCCAAGACAACCUACCACGACAGCUUCUACCCUGCCUACAAGGCCACAUUCGGUACAUUCAACUAUCAUAUUGGUGCCGCUACCGGUAUUGCGUCGAACCGUUUGUUGACCUCCGACAAUUGGGAGAACGCUGAGAUACGCAACCAAACGAUCGUCGCCAUCCAGCACGUCGUCGAGACUGCCGUCAUGAUCAAUAUGUACCAUCAGCGCCCCGUCGAACAGGACAACAAGGACAUCAACUCCGUCAAUCCUGCGUUCCGAAACGAAGAGAGCCAGAUGGUCAUCAUCAACUCGGUCGCUGAGGAAACCGCCGCGGGAUGGCAGGCGGCCGUCGAAAAGAUCACCACUCAGGUCAUGGCUCCUCUUCGUGAAGUGUCGCCCACUGGCGGCGCGUAUGGAAAUGAGGCCGACAUCGCCGAGCCCAACUGGCAGCAAUCUUUCUGGGGCUCAAAUUACCCGAGGCUCCAGCAGAUCAAGAAGAAAUAUGACCCUGACAUGCUCUUCUACGUGCACCACGGGGUUGGUACUGAGGGCUGGACCAUCGAUGAUAAUGGUAUUAUCGGCGCCGGUGUCCAAUCGACGGACGGUCCAUUGUGUCGCGUAUAA
This is a messenger RNA of Alternaria metachromatica, 1488 nucleotides long. RefSeq lists its product as uncharacterized. NCBI's taxonomy places the organism in Eukaryota, Fungi, Ascomycota, Dothideomycetes, Pleosporales, Pleosporaceae. The coding region runs from base 1 to 1488 and encodes 495 amino acids. The transcript has a single exon. Gene Ontology annotation, molecular function: oxidoreductase activity; FAD binding. The record is from RefSeq and is a predicted model, not a curated record.